CCUCCUCUCACAAGUCACAAACUCACAACUCACAAACCGCAGGCCGCACGAAACGUCGGAUCCACGGCCGCCCGCCUCCUCUUCCUCCCAGAUGGCGGCGGCCUCGCCGGAGAAGAGGCCUCCUCGCUCGCUCUUCGACCUCCCCUCUGACUUCUUCGAUUCAUCCGUCCUCCUGCGGGCUCACCCCUCCUCGUAUCCCUCCGCGGUGGAACCGUCCGAACCCUCCCGGCCGCUUCCGCCGCCGACUCAGCAACAGCAGCAACCUUUGGAGGCUGCGGGGUUCAGGUGGACGUGCAACACCUGCGCCGCCGAGUUCGAGUCUCUGCAGGAGCAGCGCGAGCACUUCAAGUCCGACCUCCACCGCCUAAACGUUAAGCUGAGCAUUGCUGGUAAAACUCUUAUCAAGGAAGAGGACUUAGACAAAGCAGAUUCUGAUUCUCUGUUUGAUGAUUUGGAGAUAUCUAGUGUUUCUGGUUCGGAGGAUGAACUUGAAAUUGGACCUGCAUCAGAUCGUGUCCUCUCAGUUAAAGGCAGGGAAGAAUUCAGGAAGAAAUUUUAUUUUCACCACCAGUCGAGUGACAAGGUUUCUAUUUGGAGAUGCAUACUGUUGAAAGAACAUGAAGAACCAUUCUUUGAUUGCAAAUCUGGCCAGAUGGAAAGUACAUCUUGUGUACCGGAGGAUGAGAUGAUAAAUAGAGUGAAGCGCUUGACUUGUGAACCUCGUGAUGCUUCACAUUUGAGGAUCGUUCUACUAACAAGUGGUGGACAUUUUGCUGGAUGUGUUUUUGAUGGUAAUUCCAUCGUAGCGCAUAAAACAUUUCAUAGAUAUGUCGUAAGAGCAAAGGCUGGAAAGAGGCAAUCUGGAAAAGAUGCUACCGGAAAAGUUGCACACUCGGCAGGCUCUUCUCUUCGCCGCUAUAAUGAAGCUGCACUGAAAAAGGAAGUUCAAGAAUUGAUACUUUCUUGGAAGUCAUACUUUGACAUCUGUGUUUGUGCCUUUAUAUAUGCUCCAUCGAAGAAUCGUCAGAUGCUCUUUGAUGGGGCUAAGACUCAGUCAGUACUGCAAACUUGUGAUAUUCGCCCUGUCCCAUUAACUGUUCAUCGGCCCACCUUGAAAGAAGCAAAACGGGUAUAUAGUAGCUUAACGCAGCUCUAUUAUGAGAUGGAAUGUUCAAUUACAGAUGAAGUGUUACCACAUGUGGAAAGCAUGGCGGGUCCUAAACAGAGUCAAGAAAAGAAGAAGGAAGUGGUUAUGGAUUCCAAGGAGUCUAUUUCUAAUUUGUCCAUCAGUUUGGAGUCGUUGAAUAAGAAUGAAGCCACAACCGUACCAUCAUCUAAGAAUGAAACAACACCUCUUCAUGAGGCAGCAAAGUCUGGCAAUGUUCAGCUAAUUCUUGAGUUACUUGAGCAGGGUUUGGAUCCUUGCAUCAAAGACGCCAGAGGAAAGACACCGUACAUGCUGGCUCCAGAUAAGGAAACUAGAAAUACAUUCAGAAGAUUUAUGGCGCUCAACCUUGACAAAUGGGAUUGGCAUGCUGCAGAUGUGCCUAGUGCACUAACAAAGGAAAUGGAAGAAUCACAAGCAGCAAAGCAGGCAGAGAAGGAUGCCAAGAAGAAAGCGCGUGCGAAGGAAUUGAAGAAAUUAAAGAAAGCAAAAGAAAAGGAGAAGGAGAAGGAAAAGGAAAAGGCAAACGCUCAAGCAUCACAAUCACAAACUGAUGUUAGAGGCACUUCAACAGCCCAGAUGGCCAACAGAACUGCUUCUGUGCCAGGCCUGAAACCAAAGCAUCAGUCGCCGCAGCUUAUCCUUAUUGCAAAAGAGGAGGAACGGCAAAGGAAACUAGCCGAAGAAAGAGAGAUGAGAGCAGCGGCAGCAGAGAGAAGACUUGCGGCUCUCGCAGCUCAGUCAACUGGGACAUCAGGUGCCGCAGCAGCAGACUGUUCCACACAGAGAGCAGCAGCAGACGGGGAUACUUGUUCGUGCUGUUUUUCUUCCUUGGCUGGCAAAGUACCAUUCCACAGAUACAACUACAAAUAUUGCAGCACUACGUGUAUGCAUCUUCAUUCAGAAAUGCUGGAAGAUGAUUGAGAAAAUUACACAAGUUUUCUCCGUACGGGAGAGAGUGACGACAAGGGAGUUGGAGAGUCCUUACAUACUCCAUACUACAUGCGUCCCCCCCCCCCCCCUGAUGUUUUGGAAGAAGGAAUUUGUUCGUAUUUGUUUGAUGUUAUGAGAUUUUGACAUAACAACAUGGGCCUAUUU
Phragmites australis (common reed) is the source of this 2263-nucleotide messenger RNA. RefSeq lists its product as uncharacterized. Gene Ontology annotation, molecular function: protein binding. The transcript has 8 exons. Lineage: Eukaryota; Viridiplantae; Streptophyta; Magnoliopsida; Poales; Poaceae. The record is from RefSeq and is a predicted model, not a curated record. The coding region runs from base 92 to 2089 and encodes 665 amino acids.